AUGUAAGCAUCAUAAAAUCAAAAGAAAAAUAAGGAUAUUCUAUCUUAAGAAGUAUUUUUAUGUUAUAAUAUUAUUAGAUUUAAGAGAUUCUAUCUAAAUUCUCGGAUGAAGAUUACAUCAUUAUAAAGCCUGCAUUAUUUAAUUUAUAAGCAUAGGAUUUGGCAAAUAUUACAGCUAAAAAAAUUAUGGAGGCUUUGUAAAAUGCUUUUGAUAAACAACAUAGUGAUAGAGAUGUCAAAGUACAAAAUUUCAUAUUUAAAAUAUUAGGUUUUGAGAGUUGAAUUUAGAACUCAAAUCAUGGAUGAAGACUUUUCUGAUAAGAUUAUUUGUGAUCAAAAAUUUAAUAAUUACAAAAAUAAUGAUUUUUUAAAAGAAUUACUUAAAGAUUGCAUUUAUAGGGAUGAUGCCAAUUUUUUAUAAAAUGAAAUAAAUGAUGAAGAAAAUGAAGAAGUUAUUACUUUUAGUUUUACAGAUUAAAAAAUUAAUGAGAAUGAUGUAACAUUAAUUGAUGCAACUUAAAAAAGAAUAAAGAUCAACAAAUUGUUAGAAAUUAAUAAAAUGGUUUAAAAAUUAGAGAAAGCUCUAAAAAAUAUUUCUGUAGUUGAAAUUGAAAUGUAUAAUAUAGAGGAGGCUUCUCUAGAUCCUAAACUAGAUAGUCCACUAACUGUUACAUUACGAUUUUAAAAGAAAUAUUUAAUUCAUCUUUUAAAUUUUUAAUUUCAUAUUAUUCCUAAUUCAAAACCAGUUUACAUUAAUUUUUCAAAAGCAUAAAUUUUAGAAGAUAAUUUGCAAUGUUAAGAUUAUUCGAUAAAAAUGGGUAAAAUGCCAUUUAAAUUAAAUGAUUUAACACUUUCAUAUGUAGUUGGAGAAUAUGUAAAAGAUAUUUAAUUAGAUUCUAAAUUGAAUGAACCAUUUAAUUUAUUUUUGACUAAGUAUUUUAGAUUCUAAGAUUUACAAUAAGAGUUAAAAAGGAUUCAAGUUCAUAUGAUGUUUCAUUGUGAAGAAUCUAAAUUAUUUAGAAGAGUUGAAUUUAUAAUGAAUGUUCUAGAUAAAUUUUUAUUAAGAAUAGAAGUAGAUUUAGUAAAUUGUUAAUAUUGUCAUGCAACUUCAGAUUAAUUUGGAAAAUCAUUGUAUUUAAAAUUAUUAUGUCCACCGAGUUACAGUAUAUCAUUGAAUACAAAAAGAAAAUUUGAAUUAUUUAAUGUGAAAUAGGAUUGGAUAAGAGUGGAUAAUAUAUUAUAGAACGCAUAUUAUAAUAAAUAUAAGAAUGAGAUAGAGAGAUUAAUAAUGAUUAAUAAUACUAUGAUAAAAGCAAAUUUUACAAUAAAGUAAGGUUCAAAGGAAGAGUUGUUAUAUAAUACAAUUUUGCAUAAAUUAAAAAAUUAUAAUUUAAUGUUGUCAGAUGAAAUAAAGUUGUAAUUUUAAGAAUUGAGGAGUAGAGACUAAGAAUUAGAUAUUUUAUAGAAUACUUUAGAAUAGAGUAAUUUGAGUUUUGAAUAGAGAUAUAAUAUAUUAUGUGUAGUUUCAUAGAAUAGGAUAACAGAUAUAAAAUAUUUAAAUAGUUUAAUAAAAAGAGUAUGUUAAUAUAAGGAUAGAUAAUAGAAUUAAGAGAGGAGAGAGAAUUAAUAAUUGGAAGAGAAGAGAAGAGAGAAAGUAUUGGAGGCAACAUUUUAAUUGUUUUCAAGAUAUAGUACAGAUUUGAAUUAUUCUGUGAGAUAAUCAGAAUUAAAUAAGAAGAAUUAUUUAAAAUUUAAGAGAGAUUUAUAGAGAUGUGAUAAUGAUGUGAUUGAGUUAGUAAAUUAGGAUGAAGAGAAAAGAAUAGCAUUAAUAAAGAGAGUAUCAUUAACACCAUCUGGAUAUUUAUAUAAUAUAAAAUUACCAGAAGAGACAAGUGUAAUAAUAAGAUAAUAUUUUGAUUAAUUAAAUAAUUUUAUAAGAUUGCAUUUUGAAGAUGAGAAUUUAGAAACAAUACAUGGACAUCAUUAUAUAACAGAAUAUUUUUAUAAAUAAAAGUUAAAAAAUGGAAUGGAAUUAUUUGGAGAAGAAUUUAGAUUAUUAACAUGGAGUGCUUCAUAAUUAAGAGGAGGAUCAUGUUGGAUUUUUAAUUAUAAAAAAGCAAAAAUAACAAGAUAAAAAUUUAUAGAUUCAAUAGGUAAUUUUAAUACAUUGAAUAUGGAUUAAGUAGCUAAGAAUGCAGCAAGAUUAGGAUAGAAUUUUAGUUCAAGUAAAUCAAUUAAUUUAAAUGAAAUUAAUGUAAAGGUUGGAGUACCUGAUAAGGUUGGAGAUAAUGGGAAAUUAUAUACUGAUGGAAUAGGAAAGAUAUCUAGAAAUUUAAUAGAUAAAAUUAGAACGGUUAUGAAUAAUCCAUGUAUUUCAGCUAUUUAAAUAAGAUUUCAUGGAGCAAAAGGUGUAUUAUUAUUAAAUGAUGAUUUAUCUAAAAAUACAAUAGAAUUGAGAAGGAGUAUGGUUAAAUUUAAUCCUAGUUUAAUGAAUGAUGGAUAAUAUUCAACUAUGAUAUCAUUGUUAGAUUAUAAUAAAUAUAGAGGUGGAUACCUAAAUAGAUAAAUAAUAAUAUUAUUAGUAACUUUAGGUAUAUAAGAUAGUGUAUUUAUGUAAUUUUAAAAAGGUAUUAUAAUAUAUAUGAAUUAAUUAGAAUAUUUGGAAAAGAUAUAGAAUUUAUCAGCUAUAGAUUCAUCAAUUUAUAAACAUUUUUUAGUAGAUUAUAAUGGAGAAUUAUAAGGAUUACCAUCAAUUAUAGACAAUAUAAGAUUGAUGAUAAAAGCAGAUUUGAAUGAAAAAAAUAAUAUAUUUAUUAAAAAGGUAUUAGAUCGUUUAAAAAGAAGAGGUUUAAUGUAAUUAAGAACUAAAUGCAAUAUUUUAAUAGAUAAAGCAGCUAGAGUUUUGGGUGUAGUAGAUGAUUAUAAUAUAUUAAAUGAAGGAGGUAUAUAUAAAAUAAUAUGAUUUUAAAUAGAAGUUGUAUGCAUUGUAAAGAUAUCUUAAGAUUCUAUACAUACAUAUGUAGAAGGUGAAAUAAUUGUAGUUAGAAAUCCAUGUUUACAUCCAGGUGAUGUAAGAAAAGUUAGAGCAUUAUCAGAAAAAGAAAUUCUUAAAAGAUGUAAUAAAAAUCCAUUUUCUGAAUAUUUUAAUUGUAUAGUAUUUCCAUGUAAAGGAAAUUCUAUUCCUGCUGAAUGUGCUGGUGGUGAUCUUGAUGGAGAUAUUUAUUUUGUUUCAUGGGAUCCUAAAAUAAUACCUAAAGAUAUUCAUCCACCUAUGAAUUAUGAUGAAGAAAAAAAAGUACCAUCUACUUAAGUUAAUCCUAAAGGUUAUAUAUAAUCUGAUGAUUACUUUCAAGAAGAUAAAAUGAUUGAUUUCUUACUUCAAUAUCUUAAUUUUGAUGUCUUGGGUAAAAUUGAUAAUAGUCAUCUUGCAAUUGCUGAUAGAUCACCUGAUUAUGCUAAAGAUAAUAAAUGUAUUAGAUUAGCUGAAUUACAUUCUGCUGCUGUUGAUUAUGUUAAACAUGGAAAUAAAGUUGAUAUACCAUAAGAUCUAGUAACUAAAAAAUGGCCUGAUUUUAUGGAAAAAGAUUCACUUGUUUAUGAAUCUUAAAGUAUUCUAGGAUUACUCUAUAGAGAUGUCUUAAAAUUUAUUAAUUAAGAACCUUAACCUAUCUUAGCUGGAUAUAAUUAAAAAUAUUUAUUAGAUAUAGAUACUAGAUUUAUUUACAAAUUCUUACAUUAAAAUGAAUUAGUUGAAAUUGAAAACUAAAAUAAUCUUUAUCAAUAAUACUACCAAAAUGAUUAUUAAUAAUAUAUCACUUAAUCCAUUUGUAAAAAUGCAUUAUUAUGUUUAAAUCACAUUUUCGAAAAUUUUGAUUCCUUAAGAAAAAUGUAUGAUAUCAAUAAUGAAUAUGAAAUAUACACUGGAUAUUUCACUAAUUUUACUUAAGGUGAAGGAACUAGAUUAAAAGUAUCAAUUAUUUAUCAUUUAAUCUUAGAAAAAACUUAAUGUAGAAAAUGUUUAAAAAAGAGUCAUUCUAAGUCUUGUUUAACUUAAACAUGAAAUUUCUAAAACAUUAUCCACUAAUGAACAAGAAAGAUUAUCAGAAAUUUCCAUUAUUCAUUUCCUUAUGAUGUAUUCACCUGAUUCCCAUCAAAAUCAAUUAAAACAAUCUCAAUCAUUACACCAUUAUGAAAAAGAAUUAUUCAAGGCGUUUAUAAAAAAUCAAGAGAUCUAUACAUUAUUUAGUCGAUUAAAAACCAAAUUUCCAUUAUGGUAUAGAGGAUGCAGUUGGUUCUUCUUUUCAAAAGAAAUCUUAAGUUUUGCCUAAAAUAAAUAAGAUGAAGACGAGCUAAUUUGA
Molecule: messenger RNA, 4357 nt
Organism: Paramecium sonneborni
Lineage: Eukaryota; Ciliophora; Oligohymenophorea; Peniculida; Parameciidae
Source: the annotation of a GenBank genome assembly